GUUUCCUGCCUGCGAAUAAAGUGUAGCCGCUGGGAUGAGUGAGACGGACGACACCGACGUUUUGUUGCUGAUUCCCCCGGAUUUCUUCCUCGUCCACACUUCGGGCUCCGACGAUUCUAUCCUAGAAUCCUCUAGAACAGUUGUCCAUAAACCUCCAUCGUGCACGGCCCAAGCUAUCGGCAAGUUAGUGGACCAAGUGCACUCGCUGGAAUCUAGGUUAGAAAGCUUGGAAAUAAACUCGACAAUCACUGAUUCUAGUAUAGGCAGCAUUCCAAGACGAAAGAAUUGGGAGACCGAAAGCUACUGCAAUAGUCUCGAUCGAAAGUGCUACACUUUUCCUCGUAGACGUCGUCGGAAAGUCUCUAAAAGAGAACGGCGGCUGGAUUUGUCUCUUACCAGCUUUGAUUCCAGCAGUACUAGAAAAACUGUCCCGCCAUUGCCUUUAAAAGACAUCGAACUUGCGUGUUUAGGCACUAGGCGUGACGCUAUUCAUGAUUCGCCAAGUAUGGACGGAGACGUGAGCAGUAUUAUUUCAACUCCAAACAAAAAGAAUGACAAACUUCUUCUGCAUGAAAUAGACGAAUUUCUUACCAAAGUUGAUGCUUACGAGACACCUGGUACAAAAUACAAAGAGUCUGAUACAACAUUAAGCUCAGAGAAUGUGAUAAAAGCUACAGGAGACUAUAUAUCUCAUAAAUUGGAUAGAAGUAAUGCAGAAGAAAUUAAAUUGCCCAGUGGGCGCACUGUAUCAAGUGCUAUUUUGGAUAAAUAUAUUUAUUUGGUCAAAAGCAACCCACAAUCAGCUACAGAGAAACCUGAACCUUCAACAAGUAGAUCUAAACUCCAAUAUGAAGAACCUGUACCUAAUCGUUCACUGGAAAUGCCAAAACCACCAGAUUUAUCAAAAUAUGUUCAAGAAUCAAAAUCCCCAAGCAUACGAAGACUAAACUUCUCAGAGAAUAAAGACAUACAACCAACUUCCACUCCCAAAAAACCUUUAAGUUCUACUGUUAACUAUAUUGAUGUAUUUAAACCGUCAUCAAAUAAAAUCUACGAGAGAGCUACAAAAGUCCUAGAACAGUACAAGUCUCAAAAUUCAAGUAGAUAUACUCAGAAUAUGGACAGUUAUGUGUCUAAAGAUGAAUUUAAAAUGCCUCAGAUGAGACCAUUCACAGAAGGUAAAGAUAUAUUGAAAAAUAAGCUCAUAGAUACAAUUGAUACAGAUCUGUUAAGUUUGAGUGACUUGUGGGGGGAGAAGGAAAAAGGAGACAAAGGGGAUAGCAUCAAAUUGGAGGAAGAAAGAUUGAAGAGGGAGCAUUGUGAAUCAAUGAUCCAACAACUUCAAAAGAAAAUCCUAGACCAACAAGAGAAGUUAGCAGUGGCAAUCAAGGUGGAUAAAGCAAAGGAUGUUGCAAUAUCAAAGUUGCGGGAAGCAUGGCUCCGACUAACGGGGAACUUGGAUAAGGUGGAGGAACGACACCGUGCUGGACUGGAAAAGAUGAUGGCUGAAGUGGAUAACUUUAAAAUGGUCGCUACUGAAGCUCAGAGGAAAACAAAUCACUUUGAAACGGAACUCUACAAAGCGCUAGAUCUAGCUCAUGACUACCAAGACAAAUGUAAACAGCUUACGAAUGAAAUGAAACAGGUUCAGGAAAACACCGCAAAAGUCUUACAGAGUAAAGAUGAAGUUAUAGCCCGCAAAGAUCACGAGAUUGAAACGUUGAAAGAUAACUAUGAAACCGUGAUGCGGCUUAAUAAACAGAGCACAGAUUGUGUUAAGAAUUUGGAAGACAAUAUAGAAAGAGAAAGAAAUGAACAUGAGCAAACAAAAGCUCGUCUCUGCGAGCUAAACCGCCGGUUGCAGUCGGCAACCGAUGAAGCGGCUUUGGCGCAGCAAGAGCGAGGACUACUCAAAGAAAAAGUGAAUGAAGAACGGUCCAGGGCGAAUUUGCUGGAACGACAACUUGGUGAGAAGCAGAACCAAGUUAGUGAGCUGUUGAAGAAAUGU
Messenger RNA from Hyposmocoma kahamanoa, 2008 nucleotides. RefSeq lists its product as uncharacterized. NCBI's taxonomy places the organism in Eukaryota, Metazoa, Arthropoda, Insecta, Lepidoptera, Cosmopterigidae. The transcript is spliced from 4 exons. Gene Ontology annotation, biological process: mitotic cytokinetic process; centrosome separation; regulation of cilium assembly. The record is from RefSeq and is a predicted model, not a curated record. Gene Ontology annotation, cellular component: centriole; centrosome. The annotation marks the transcript as partial.